This is a messenger RNA of Lodderomyces margitis, 624 nucleotides long. RefSeq lists its product as uncharacterized. Gene Ontology annotation, biological process: box C/D snoRNP assembly; rRNA processing. The transcript has a single exon. The record is from RefSeq and is a predicted model, not a curated record. NCBI's taxonomy places the organism in Eukaryota, Fungi, Ascomycota, Pichiomycetes, Serinales, Debaryomycetaceae. Bases 1 to 624 code for a protein of 207 amino acids. Gene Ontology annotation, cellular component: ribonucleoprotein complex; cytoplasm; R2TP complex.
AUGAUACAAGACCAGAAGAAGUUAAAGCUAGAUCCCAAGCCAGGAUUUGUGAUAAAAACCAAGAUACUAGAAUCUAGGAACAGCUCGCAGGUUUUCACAAAAGUUUUUAUCAACAUUUGCCACGAUCCACAGGUACCGAAGCCAUCGAUUGCCUUUGAGCCUGAAGUCGUGUUCCCCAUGAUCAUUGACAACCAAUGGGAGAUCCCCAUUGUGGUAUCCAUUGUCAAAGAUUCCAAAGAUAAGAAAGGGUUUCCAUCGUUGGUUUACGACUGUUGUAUCAACGAUGAGUGUUUUCGUUGGUGCCAGAUUAGCAAAGAUUUGAAGCUUAUUUUGAUAGAGUGGUGUAUUGAAUCUGUCGAGAUGGUUAAUUCAGUUACCUUAGAGAGGGAGUACAGCAUUCCCAAAAUGUUAACCAAAGGUGAAUUGACCCAAACCGAGUUGACGCAGGAAGAGUUGAGUGAUUUGGGUUUCAAGAAGCUACACGACUUGGAACAAAACGAGACACUAGGCGUAAUUGAAGAACUUAAACUAGAAGGUGACAACGAGGAAGAGGAAAAUCUACCGGACUUGUUUAAUAUAGGUGGAGAGGGCGCCCCUAAAAAGUCGUUGAUUGAGGAAAUCUAG